Messenger RNA from Branchiostoma floridae (Florida lancelet), 861 nucleotides. RefSeq lists its product as uncharacterized. Lineage: Eukaryota; Metazoa; Chordata; Leptocardii; Amphioxiformes; Branchiostomatidae. The coding region runs from base 33 to 800 and encodes 255 amino acids. The record is from RefSeq and is a predicted model, not a curated record. The transcript is spliced from 5 exons.
CGAGGAGUAACACCCCAGCAAAAGUUAGACCGAUGUUGUCUUUCAGUGACAUCCCCCUGCCAAGUCAACUGGACGGAGGACAAAGUAGUGAUGAUGAGAUAGAGGAGCGUUCCCGUGCCCGUGCACAGAGGAGGUACAGUCGGCGCAUCAGCCACUGUGACCAGCGGGUCGGCGCCUUCAUGACCCUGGGUUCGCUGGAACCGGGCCAAGCCUUUGGUCUGGCCCAUGUAUCGGAGGCCCCAAUCCCGCCACACCUGAGCCUGGUGAGCCGGGGCGCCAGCAUCCUGCACGUCACACUGCGGGACUUCAGGGCCGUGUCUGAGGGACAGUCGGCUUUAUUGGGACUCGACACGGAAAAGGUGGAAGUACCAGCGGAGAGAGAACUAUGCGAGCGCUUCUUCCAAGAGAGCCAAUGGGAAAGUUACAAGCGACGCGUGGUGGAACAAGCCAUGGUGGACAUCCACCGGCCAAAGGACGGACUGGGCCUGCGCAACUAUGACGUCAUUGAUACCUACCCGACAUCAGAAGACAACCUUGUUAUAGCAGGAAGAUCUAGAAGAGACGUGCACUUCUGGAAUGGAUUGAUAGGGGACGCUGUUCGCCAGCGGUCACACCAAGACACGUCGUCGUCUCGGACGGCGCGCAGGCGACUGGGCAGUGAGUACAUAGCCAGUCCUGUCUAUGCCCGGGACAACAGGGGGGAUCUGAGGCUGAUAGACGGGAUCCAGGACAGGAGCCGCGCGCCAAGUCGGAACCAGUAUGGCCUGAAGUGUCACCACUUCGUACAAGAAGAAAGUUGAUGUCACUUUCAAACGGCACUAGAUAUACACAAAUCAACGUCAACGUCAAUCCCUUUCGAGG